This is a messenger RNA of Orbicella faveolata, 1128 nucleotides long. Its product is annotated as protein arginine methyltransferase NDUFAF7, mitochondrial-like. Gene Ontology annotation, cellular component: mitochondrion. NCBI's taxonomy places the organism in Eukaryota, Metazoa, Cnidaria, Anthozoa, Scleractinia, Merulinidae. Gene Ontology annotation, biological process: mitochondrial respiratory chain complex I assembly. Gene Ontology annotation, molecular function: protein-arginine omega-N symmetric methyltransferase activity. The record is from RefSeq and is a predicted model, not a curated record.
AGAGUGCUUUUACACCUUUUGACCAGCUUGUGUUAUUCAAGAUAGUGAAUAAUAUAUUUUUUGCCCUUGGAUGAUAACCUUGACUCACAUCAUCUCUUAUACCUCACAAGUACUUUUGGCAUAUUAUUUUCUUAUUUUCAUGUAAUGUUCUAUGCGGUUUUUUUUUUAUAGGUCCUCACAACUGAGGUUUGUCCUAGCCCCUGGUCCUACAUUAGCCUCACAGACCCUGGUACCUCAAGGGAUUUCAUGGGAUCAGAUAGAGGUGUGCCCACAGGGUGGUGCUAUUGUGGAGCACAUGAGUGAGGCCUUAGCAGAGCAAGGAGGAUGUGCAUUGAUUGUGGAUUAUGGAGAAGAUGACAGCAAAAGGCACACUCUGAGGGCAUUCAAGAAACAUAAAUUACAUGAUGUAUUAGUGGAUCCUGGAAAUGCAGAUGUUACAGCUAAUGUUGAUUUUUCGUACCUCAGGAAGGCUACCCGUGGAAAAGUUCAAACGUUUGGACCAGUUACACAGAGCUCAUUUCUUCAGCAAAUGGGGAUCGACACGAGAAUGAAGGUAAGCAAGGUGUCACCCUCUCUAAAUAAAGUUGAUUGAUUGACUGAUUGAAGGUUCUCAGGUCCCGCUCGGGCCUUCGCGAAAAAUUCGCACUGAAAUAAUGAUAUGAGACGUGGGAAACGGCGUGCUGUCUUGUUGUCAAAUACUCCGUCUCCCCUUGAGCGAGGGACGAGGCGGGAUGGCAGGAGCUUGUUAAAAUCCGCGGAAAAGCAACAAACACACGACUGUGGAAAUGAAGGUGCACUGCGCGCAUCUUGUCAGCAAAUUGUCAUGGUACAAAUUUGAUAAGCAAUGUGUUGUUCGAACUGUCUUAAGUUCACGGACUAAGUAUUUCAGAGUUUCUUCGUAGCCCAAUUCUUUGCGUCAUGUUUGCGCUUCAGAAAAUAAGCGACCCUGCGAGCUGGUCUUAGUGACAGAAAGACUCCCCUGUUUUUGGUUUCGGACGAACCGUAAAGCCACUUUCCUGCCUUUCUCGCCGUGUUUGGAUUAUGUUUGAGGCAAGCCUAUGAUGCUCGUUGUUCAUGGGUGAAAACUAAGUCGUUGUUUCAUCAUCAUCGUCAUUUAAAAUGCACGGA